GUCAAAAUAUGCUUAAGAAAACAGUGAAAAAUUCUUAAACGCGCGUAUUUUUAGGCAAAAUUUGCAAUAUUAAAUGUAUUUAUGGCAAACUAAUUGUGUUGCAAAUCAAAGUAUGAAUGCUAAAACAUCGUUAAAUCGUAUAAUCCAUUAAUACCGAAACAUUUUCAAGCCGGAAAUUUGAUAGCAAACAAAAAGAAUUUUCUUCGCUUGGCUGUUCUGGUGUUGUGUGUGGCUGUGUAAAAGAGAACUAUUGGAGGUGGUGGUGGCUAGUUCGCAUUUUUUACUUAUGCCGCGCGAGUUCCCUAAUUAAUUGGCUAAGUAUCGGAAAGUUGUAGCGCAAAGUGACAAUUGAGUGACGAUUUGGACAAAGUUAUGGCUUCCGACGACUUUGAUGUGGAAUUAUUUGAAACGCGUUUGGAAGGUCUCAAAGAUACACAGGAUGGUAUACAGCAAAUGUCAGCGUGGUGUUUGAAACAGCGUGCACAUCACAAAAAAAUUGUUGCCAGUUGGUUGAAUGUUUUCAAAAGAGUUCGUGUUGAACAUCGUCUGGUUCUGUUUUAUUUGGCCAAUGAUGUCAUACAAUAUAGCAAGAGAAAACGUUUGGAAUUUGUUGAAAGUUGGGCUACAGCCCUACAAAAAGCCACCACCAUGGUUAGAGAUGAAAAGGUGAAAAAUAAGAUACUGCGAAUAUUUAGCAUUUGGGAGCAAAGGGAAAUUUAUAAUGAAGAAUUUCUGACCGAUCUCUGUGGACUGCUUAAUAUUGCACCGCCGAAAAAAUCUCAUCCUACCAUACCUGAUUCUGAGGACUAUCAAAAUGCCAGCCUCAUCACAAGCAUACGAGAGUGUGUCGAGCUCUCAGAGAUGACAGACAAAAGCUUUAAGAAAAUGCCAAAAGCUCCCAAUUGUGAUAUAGAAAGUAUCAAACAACAUUUAAAAGAUAAAUCUCAUUCGGACGAUGUUGAAAAGGAACUCGAAAGAUAUGCGGCGUACAUUGAGGCGUUCAACAAGAAUUUGCAAGCUGAAAUAAAAAGUCGUAAAAUGGUUCUAACUAACUUGGAUACGGCGGUAAAAUUUUAUGCCAACCAAAGGGGAGAAGUUAAGGUUGUUGUCAGUGCCUACAAAAACUUUGGUAGUCGUAUAAAACUGGUCAAAAAGAAAUUGGAUGAAAUCACACCGACCUUAGCCAGUCCGAUUCCAUCGCCGGAUGUAAAUGCACCGUCGCCGGAACCAGAUGCCGAUUUGCAGUUGCCAGAUGAACAGUCACCAAUACCAAUGAGCUUUUUUAAAAAUAAUCUUAAUGGAUACAGCAGCUAUUUGGAUGGUAAUCUACCUUUCGAUAUAAAUGAUUUCAAAUCCGAGGAAUCCGCUUCAAAGACAUCAAGCCAGCCUAUUGAGGUAAUUGGUUCUAGAUCAGACGAAGAAAGCUUUAAUUCCAGUGCAGAUUAUUAUAAACCUGAAUCAAUAAAUGUGUAUUCCGGCAAUGAUAAUGUAAUGAUACCGGGCAUAACACCAAUGCCAGUACCAGCUGUUCCCUCUGGUGGUUACACUUCUUUGGCACGUUCAUCACAGCAAUAUAAUGAUGUUUUGCCACCACCUCCUAAUCCUCCCAUGUUUGGAUCAUCGAGUGUGUUAUCCAAUAAUCUACAUCAUGGCAUGAAUCCCGGUUACGCGCCCAUGAAUACACGUCCAUAUAAUACCAAUGAGAGUUAUGAUCAGAAUCCAUAUAGCCGAGUAAGUGGUCCAAAUGGUGGAGGUGUUGGCCUAAGAAGAGUGGGAAAUUCUCCUAUGCAACAACCGCUUAUGCCUCCUCCGCCAAUGCCUUCGAUGGGUGCAAUGGAUAAUGGUGAAAAUGGUGGAGCAAAUAGUUUCAACUCACCUUGGGAUAUGGGAAUGUCCUGGAGUAAUCCCUUAGAUAGUUCUAGUGCGUCGACAUCCUCGUAUGGUAAUACGCCCAUAGAUACUCCGCUCUCACCGCCGCACUUUGAUGUAGAUUCGCUUAAUGCUAGUUCAACAACUCUAGAAUAUACCGAACACGAUAGCAGUUUGUCAUCAGCCCAAGAUGUUGAUCAUCGCCAGCUACAUUUGCCUGCGUUUGGUAUUGGUUCUAAGUUAGGACUAAGUAAAGAAAAAACACGUCAAUUGGAUAUUGAUCAUCGAAAUUUGAUAUCAUUGACUGGUUCCCCCGGAGCAAACGAAAGUGAUAAAAAACCAUGGUAUCAGGGUAGUAAUGAGACAUCCAGCGAUGUUGAUUAUCGUGUGCUAGGCCAAACAAUCAAAACUAUUGAAACUACCACCACCAUACUGCCUGUUUUCAAUGAUACUUCUUCAGUGUCGUCCGCCGAUGAUAUUGGAAACCAUUCUGCAACAAUCUCCCCAGAAAAGAAUGACAGCCCCUCAAAAGAUUCACAAAAAGAUGAUUCAUUUUCACAACCAACUGCUGACGAAGGAGGUGGAGGUACGGGUGGUUAUGAUCCAACAGACAUGGUGGUUGAUAUGGAUAUGUCUGAUGAAGAUCUUGAUGAUAUAUUUAGAGAAGUGAAUGAGCAAAUGGCAGAACAAUCCUCAUCAACCGACAUGGCUGCAGAUAUCAACAGCGAAACAAAUGGAAACGAAGCAUCCGACUCGGCAACGGAAAUUCAGCACACUAGACCGCCACUUCUUGAAACGCCGGCUGAGUAUGAUCCCCAAACAAAUUGGGACUGCCCAGAUUGGUCGCAACAAAUGGCUCACAUGCCUUGGCCAAAUAAUCGUGGAGGUGGUGCGGGACAACAUGGAGUGCCACCACCUCCAAGGCCACCUUAUGCAAUGCAAUUUCCCUAUGGACCAGGAGCUGUAACAGGUAAUGAUAACAAUCCCUUUGCCGUGCCUGGUGGCAGUCCCUUGCCUGGAGGUCGAGGCGGUUUUGGUGGUGGUGGACGUGGUCGCGGUGGCGUUUGGGAGGGAUCUCCACAAAAUCAAUUUCGCAAUUUCCCCAGACCGCCACGUGGUGCCAUAGGCGCUGGUGGUUCUCCAUUCUUCAAUCGUGGACGCGGCAGAGGUAUGGGUAGCCCCAUGAUACGUGGUGGACCCAGUCCUGGAUACCGCGGCAAAUUUCGUGGCAAAAAUAAUUGGAUCUAAAAACUUUUAAUAAGCAAAAAAAAAAAAAAAUAAUUACUUUAAAAAAAUAUUCUAUAGUGCUAACACUAACUGUUAAACCCGAUACAAAAAGUCAUGAAUUUCUAACCAGCUGUAAAUACAAUGAAAACAAUUUUCUAGUAUAGUCAUGCCACAGAGGGAAAAUAAGUUGAAAAAAUUAAAUUUCACUCAAAUGUUUUAAAUUUAAAAUUGUUUUAAUGUUACACGUAAGUGCAUGUCAAAAUUCUAGAGACUUUCCUUAAGAACUACGAGAAAAGCUAUGCGAAAAACACACACACACACACAAACAAACACAUAGACAUUACCAUCGUAUACAAUACAACAAGGACUUAUUUUCCCUCUCUAUGGAAUAAGAGUCU
Molecule: messenger RNA, 3494 nt
Organism: Stomoxys calcitrans (stable fly)
Lineage: Eukaryota; Metazoa; Arthropoda; Insecta; Diptera; Muscidae
Product: regulation of nuclear pre-mRNA domain-containing protein 2
Exons: 11
Coding region: 373-3117 (914 amino acids)
Biological process (GO): mRNA 3'-end processing
Cellular component (GO): RNA polymerase II, holoenzyme
Molecular function (GO): RNA polymerase II complex binding
Source: RefSeq, a predicted model, not a curated record